Messenger RNA from Amblyraja radiata (thorny skate), 252 nucleotides. RefSeq names its product progonadoliberin-2. Lineage: Eukaryota; Metazoa; Chordata; Chondrichthyes; Rajiformes; Rajidae. The coding region runs from base 1 to 252 and encodes 83 amino acids. Gene Ontology annotation, biological process: reproductive process; multicellular organism development. The record is from RefSeq and is a predicted model, not a curated record. The transcript is spliced from 2 exons. Gene Ontology annotation, molecular function: gonadotropin-releasing hormone receptor binding; gonadotropin hormone-releasing hormone activity. Gene Ontology annotation, cellular component: extracellular region.
AUGGCCUUCCAAAAAAGUCUUUGCUCACUGGUGUUUCUCCUGCUGAUUGCUAACCCUCAGUUUUCGAGAGCGCAACACUGGUCACAUGGUUGGUAUCCAGGGGGCAAAAGGGAACUGGAUGUGCCUCAGUCUCCAUUGGUUCCAGAAGAACUCAAGUUAUGCGAAGGAGAGAACUGUGUGUUCCUGCGAAGUGCUCAAAAAGACUUCAUGAGGAGUUUCCUGGUAUGUAAAGACCACUUGUGGAAAAAAUAG